AUGGCAGACAAGAAACUCCUCGUUGUCCUUGGGGCUACUGGAAAGCAGGGUGGUUCGGUUAUCAACUCCGUCCUCGGCGAUGAGAAGGCUGCAGCGCAGUUCUCUAUCCGUGCAAUUACUAGAGAUCCAUCGAAGCCAUCUGCCCAGGCUCUGGCUAAACGAGGGGUUGAGUGUGUCAAGGCGGAUCUCAAUAGUAAAGAAUCUCUCAUCGAAGCUUUCAAGGGUGCUUACGCUGUAUUUGCUGUCACCAAUUUCUGGGAGACAGGAAGCGCCGAGACGGAGAUCCAGCAGGGCAAGAAUAUCGCUGAUGCCGCUAAAGAGGAUAAUGUCCAGCAUUUGAUCUGGAGCAGCUUGAUCAAUGUGACUAAGGUGUCUGGUGGAAAGCUCACAGGGGUCUCUCACUUUGACUCCAAGGCUGCUGUGGAGGAAUAUAUUCGCAGCAUUGAUGUACCAGCCACGUUCUUCCUUCCUGGAUUCUACAUGUCCAAUAUCCCAGCUGGCACUCUAAACAACGUAUCCGGGGUAUAUAACUUUAGCAACCCGGUUCCAAAUAAUACCCCCAUUCCCCUUUUCGACAGCUACCGGGAUACCGGAAAAUUCGUCAAAGCCAUUUUACUCAACCGGGAGAAAGUGCUUGGGAAGCAGAUAUAUGGAGCAACCGAUUACUAUACUCCAGACCGCAUUAUCGCCGAGUUUCAAGCUGUCAAGACGCAGGAUGGCCAGGGUGGCGCUGCUAUUCAUAUCCCGGACGAGGAUUUCAAGGGAAUCCUUGCCAUAGGCAAUAUGUCGGAGAAGGCAAGGGAGGAGAUGCUUCAGAAUAUGCAACUAUUGUAUAUGUUUGGGUAUUAUGGUGGUGCAAGCCUGAAGGAGAGUCUUGACGUAAGUGGUAGUUCAUUUAUGAAUCCUGGCGUUAAAACAGGAUGCUAA
Messenger RNA from Trichophyton rubrum CBS 118892, 927 nucleotides. RefSeq lists its product as uncharacterized. The coding region runs from base 1 to 927 and encodes 308 amino acids. Lineage: Eukaryota; Fungi; Ascomycota; Eurotiomycetes; Onygenales; Arthrodermataceae. The transcript is spliced from 4 exons. The record is from RefSeq and is a predicted model, not a curated record.